CGACCAUCAGCCUCAACAGCCACAAGACUCGCCCUCUGAUAGUCAUAGUGCCUUCGUAUCGCCCGCAGCCCCGCGAUUCCCCACGCGCUGCCUUCUCAUCAAUUUGACUUUUCACCGUUGCAUACUCCCGUAGAAUAUGGUGAGAACUCUGACUUUUUGUUUCCUUCUCAGCAGGCAGGCCCAUCUAGGGUCAUGAAUUUUGCGCCGCAAGAGCGACUUGUCCGAUCUGAAGGGUAUCCUUCCCCAGAAGCAGAGUUCUCCCAGCCAAGUCCUUCACCAACUACGCCAACACUAGUUGGUCCCCAGAGAACAACGCGCUCAAGAGGUACAGUACCUCGAGGGCCCUUAAGAGGUGCUACCCAACGUCAGCAUCACCCUUACCAAAGGCCGCAAAGUGCUAUGGCCGGAAGGGCUCCCGAGCAUCCGGGGGCAAGAUUCUCAUUAGUGACUGGCGGUGGAAUCCAGCCCUAUCCAGCGUCGAUGUCUGCUCCGGCUUCGGAGGCAGGAUCCAGCCAUGCAUCAUCCACCAUGCCACCACCAUCCAUAGCGUUGCCACAAAGACCUUCGCCAGUCACGGUCUCCAUCCCCACAAGCUUUCACCAGCCUAUGGGUCCUCCGCCAGAACCCUCACACCAACACCCUCAACCUACUCAACCGCGGCUCCCACCGGUGACGAUGGUUCCACCUUCAGCAACUGCUCCCAACACAGACUUUGCGACUGUGGUUCGACGAAUCCGUGCGGUCACAAAAUACUUUUUUACACCACGGAUUGACAGUUUUUAUGAUACCACUACCCACACUUUGAAGGCUUAUCUCGAGCUACCAGGCGUACGUCGAGAGAAUCUAUACGUCACUCUUGCGAAUUCUGCGAUCACCCGUCACAGAAGUAUCAAUGUCUGGGGGUUUUCUCUCUCCCCAAAUUGGCUCGCAACUGGUCCAAGUGCUGGCGUUGGCACCGCCAGUGCUUUACAAGAAGCAAGUUCGAUGACGGGAACAACUAUGCAAAUGUCUAGUGGUUCGUCGAGUUCUACUUCUAAUGUAUCAGUUCCUUCUACGAGUGUGGGAGAAGCGGCAGGUACUGCUCAAGCUGCUAGUACAGACUCUGGAGGAGCAGCAGAUGCAAGGCCUCCGGUGGUGACCUCCUCAAUGGAGAUGUCCCUCGGACUUGGCCUGCCGCCUCAGUAUAGCUUGAGAGAACGUCGAUAUGGGGAGUUUUACAGACUGUUGCCCGUGCCGCCUGAAACAAGGAUUCUCACUGCCACCGUUUGUUUUGUUCUUUAGGCCACGCAUGUUCAAGCAGUUCUUGAGGCCGGAGUCCUGGCUCUGUUCAUUUCCUUCGGAACUCCCUUGACUGAAGGACAAGCAAGUG
This is a messenger RNA of Lentinula edodes (shiitake mushroom), 1369 nucleotides long. RefSeq lists its product as uncharacterized. The transcript is spliced from 3 exons. NCBI's taxonomy places the organism in Eukaryota, Fungi, Basidiomycota, Agaricomycetes, Agaricales, Omphalotaceae. The record is from RefSeq and is a predicted model, not a curated record. Bases 193 to 1281 code for a protein of 362 amino acids.